Messenger RNA from Emys orbicularis (European pond turtle), 1050 nucleotides. It is a transcript of the gene CCN2, whose product is annotated as cellular communication network factor 2. Gene Ontology annotation, biological process: cell adhesion; signal transduction. Gene Ontology annotation, molecular function: integrin binding; heparin binding. The record is from RefSeq and is a predicted model, not a curated record. Lineage: Eukaryota; Metazoa; Chordata; Testudines; Emydidae. The coding region runs from base 1 to 1050 and encodes 349 amino acids. The transcript has 5 exons. Gene Ontology annotation, cellular component: extracellular matrix; extracellular region.
AUGGCCGCACGAAUGGGACCCAGCAGCUUCGCCGUGGCGCUGCUUGUCGCCCUCCUCUGCUCGGAGGUGUCCGGCCAGGACUGCAGCGGGCAGUGCCAGUGCGGGGCGGGGCCGCCCCCCAUGUGCCCGGCUGGGGUGAGCCUGGUGCAGGACGGCUGCGGCUGCUGCAGGGUGUGCGCCAAGCAGCUGGGCGAGCUGUGCACCGAGCGGGACCCCUGCGACCACCACAAGGGGCUCUUCUGCGACUUCGGCUCGCCGGCCAACCGCAAGAUCGGCGUGUGCACCGCUCGGGACGGCGCCCCUUGUGUGUUCGGAGGGAUGGUGUACAGGAGCGGGGAGUCCUUCCAGAGCAGCUGCAAAUACCAGUGCACUUGCCUGGACGGGGCGGUGGGGUGCGUGCCCCUGUGCAGCAUGGAUGUCCGGCUGCCCAGCCCAGACUGCCCUUCCCCACGAAGAGUUAAGCUCCCUGGGAAGUGCUGCGAGGAAUGGGUGUGCGAUGAGCUCCGAGAACAGACGGCGGUUGGACCCGCUCUAGCUGCUUACAGACCAGAAGACACUUACGGACCUGACCAGGCAAUGAUGAUGCGUGCCAACUGCCUGGUCCAGACCACGGAAUGGAGUGCUUGCUCAAAGACCUGUGGAAUGGGCAUCUCCACCAGAGUCACCAAUGACAAUGCCUUCUGCAGACUGGAGAAGCAAAGCAGACUCUGCAUGGUCAGACCUUGUGAGGCAGACUUGGAGGAAAACAUCAAGAAAGGCAAAAAGUGUAUUCGCACCCCCAAAAUCUCCAAGCCCAUCAAGUUUGAGCUCUCUGGCUGUACCAGUGUGAAGACCUAUCGAGCUAAAUUCUGUGGGGUCUGCACUGAUGGACGUUGCUGCACCCCCCACAGAACAGCCACUCUUCCUGUGGAGUUCAAAUGCCCUGACGGUGAGGUCAUGAAGAGGAGAAUGAUGUUCAUCAAGACCUGUGCAUGCCACUACAACUGCCCUGGAGACAAUGACAUCUUUGAGUCUCUGUACUACAGAAAGAUGUAUGGAGACAUGGCAUAA